UUUUUAAUUUUUAAUUGUGAUUUUAAAACGUUACCGAUAAAAUACUUUUCCACUUUUUUAUAAUUUAAUUUCAGUGUGUGUUUUCACGCAAGUUUUACUUUUUUUCCGAAACUUACGAAAGCCUAACAUAAAAGCCUACAGUCAAAACGCUUCAGCCUAAAAGAGUUUGUAUUAGAGAAAUCUGGUCAAUUUACGUCACGUCUCAGUUUGUACCAGACAUAUUGUCCAAUUUGUCAGUUGAGAAUAUUUUUGACCAUACAAAAUAAAUAUUUCCGAAAUGAACCAAAAUUGUAAGAAUUUCUGUAAAAACUUGUUUUCACUUUUGAAGUACUUUUGCAGUAGAGUAUGCAGCUUUUUUCUAAAUUUUACAGUUUUUACAAACCUCAUUUAGGUUCAUCCAAAAUUAUUUAUUAUUAAAUAUUACAUUUUGCACACAUUUGAAAUAUUCUUUCUGUAAAACUUUCACAGAAAAGUACAACUCUAAAACAAUUUCCCCGUGGCGAUCAUUUUCCAAGUGUUUAAUCUCAAAAUUUAGAUAUAAAGGCCACCGUACCAAAUAUUUCAAAUGGAAAAUCUGUGCUCAAAUUUUUGAUUCGAAAAUGUUAGCUUCCCAACUUACAUUAUAAUAAUCUAGGGUUGCUCCAUGGCAAUUUUCAUUCACCACUAGCAUGAAUUAAACGAUUUCAAAAUAAUAAAAAUAAACUGAGAUCACCACAGUUGUUGUGAUCUUCUGCAGGUUACCACAAUUUUUUUUUAAAUUUUUUUUUUAACUCUCGAAAUCUCAAUACGAAAAAAAUAAAAAAGUACCAUUUUCUUGUGAUGAAGCUCAAUGAUUAUUGUCCGCAAACCCUCUGUCAUUUCAUAGUGAAUCCAUUUGCGGGGGACUUCUGAAACAUUAGAAUUUUAAAAACGUAGUUUUUUUUUCGAAAACUAAGAAAUUUAGAAUCGCACCCCAUUAGUUUUUUUAAAAUUUACCUAGAAUCAUUCUAAAAAACAAAUAAAAAAAAUCAAUGAAGUGUUAUAGAAAAUUCGAUUAAACAAACAUUUCAAAUGAGCAUGUCAUUUUUGCAAACAUUUCAGAACAUCAGAAACAUUUUUUUGUUACUUGAAAUUUCUUUCUAAAUACUGAAAAGUUGAGAAAAUAUUUCGAUUCUUUUGAAAAAAGUGUUAUAGUUCUAAAGCCAAAGUGCUUUAAAAGUAAUACACAAAAAUCAGAAUAACAACUGAAAGAAAAAUUGAGUAAAAAGUGAAAAGUGGGCAUUUGAAACAAUGCUAUUUCUAAAUUGUUGCUAUAAUUACAUAAAAGUUUUGAAAAAAUAAAUCUUUUUGUAACUAACUAGAAUCAUUGAAAAAAACAAAUGUUUCUAAAACUAACUCAAAAUUAAAAAAUAUCAAUGUAUCUCUUUUUUGUUGAUGCAAUUCAAUGACCAUAAAUCUAUGAGUCCAUGAGUCCCUGGAGCUCCAAUUUUGUAUAAAACUGAAAAAGUAGUAUGUUAUUGAUAAUUCGAUAAAACAAACAUUUAAAAUAAGCACGACAUUUCUGCUAAAAUUUCAGAUCAUCAGAAUCAUUCUUCUUACUCCUUGAAAUUUAUUUUCAAGUUCUGAUUAGUUACGGAAAUAGUCCGAUUCUUUUGAAAAAAUAUUAUAUUUUUUUAAACCAAAAUGUUUUGAAAAUAAUACACAAUAAAGAAAAAUGCGUAUAGUGAACGAUCGAUAUUCAAUGCCCUCCUUGCUGUUAACAACUGUGUGUUGGCAAAUUAGACUUUGCGCGCAGCCGCCAUUGAGCAAGAUCAUUAUCUUCACUUUUGAUCUACCAAUGAACAUUCCUAGAAUUAAAAGAACUGCUGAGGGAAUUAUCAAAAUUUUGAAUUAUUAAAUAGAUUAACAUAAUAAAGUGCUAUUGAAAUUAUUUAAAAUGUUCUAAUUUCUUCCACGCAAUUUGACUCUUCUGCUAAUCUGUUGCAAAUUUCUAGUUCUUUCCAAAAAUAGUAGCAAAAUCUCAGUAGUUUCCAGAAAUUUAAAAUUAUAACAGAGACAAGUACUUAUGUAUUAUGUAUUAAAUUUUAAUAUAUCAUCAAAAAUAUUCAAAAACUGUACUAUUUACAGCUCUCCACCGAUAUUGCGAAAAAUGUGCAAUUCUAAUAUUGAGUGGAGCCAGAAAGUGGUCAUGCAAUUCAAUGCCAGAACUAGUAAUGGUACCUCGUCAGCAACAUCAUUUUUUUGGAAACCUAUGUUCAAUCAAAUGCACAAGUUGGUGAUUGCAGAGAUGGGAAUUAAAAUUUUCAUAAUGAAUUUGAUUUAAAA
Molecule: messenger RNA, 2304 nt
Organism: Caenorhabditis elegans
Lineage: Eukaryota; Metazoa; Nematoda; Chromadorea; Rhabditida; Rhabditidae
Gene: R193.6
Exons: 3
Coding region: 2129-2302 (57 amino acids)
Source: RefSeq, marked reviewed